Messenger RNA from Cololabis saira (Pacific saury), 1886 nucleotides. It is a transcript of the gene mybpha, whose product is annotated as myosin binding protein Ha. The transcript has 13 exons. The record is from RefSeq and is a predicted model, not a curated record. Gene Ontology annotation, molecular function: protein binding. Lineage: Eukaryota; Metazoa; Chordata; Actinopteri; Beloniformes; Belonidae. Bases 22 to 1563 code for a protein of 513 amino acids.
AGGAUCCAGUCUGUCAGCGCAAUGCCAAGCAAACCUGCUCCCAUCAAGAAGUCUCCAGCCAAGAAGGCUGUGGAGAAGGCAGCAGAGCCUGCCCCGGAGCCUGCCCCGGAGCCUGCCCCGGAGCCUGCCCCGGAGCCGGCUCCUGCCCCCGUGGAGGCUCCACCAGCUCCCCCUGCUCCAGCUGAGGACACUCCAGCUGCUGCUCCUGCCACCGAAGACAAUGCUGCCACUCCCGCUGCAGAUGCUACGACAGACGCUGCUCCAGCAGAAGCCGCUGUAGUUGAAGAACCACCCAAGACCCCUUCACCUCCGCCUGCAGUCCCAUGCAGCCCUCCUGUGGACGUCUCCGUGGUUGACGUGAAUGAAUCCAGCCUCAUCAUUAAGUGGAAAAAUCCAGAGACCCCGGGAGACUCUGGCUUGGAUGGAUACACUGUCGAGUACUGCAAAGAUGGAAGCGCUGACUGGGUUGUAGCUAAUGAGCAGUUGACCCAGUCUAACCACUUGUGCAUCAAGCACCUGACAGAAGGCGACCUGCUGCAUGUGCGCGUGGUGGCUGUAAACCCCGGUGGCCGCAGCGAACCUGGUGUGCUCGCUCAGCCCGUGCUGAUCCGCGAGGUUGUUGAUCGUCCCAGGAUCCGCUUGCCACGCUCUCUCAAAUCCCGCUAUGUCAGGAUGGCUGGGGAGCAGAUCAACUUGGUCAUCCCUUUCGUUGGAAAACCUAAACCUGGGGUGUGUUGGCUGAAGGAUGGUCAGCCUGUGGAUACAAAGAGGGUCCACAUCAGGAACACUGACAGGGACAGCAUCCUGUUCAUCCGCAGCUCUGAGAGGGAGGACUCUGGUGUUUAUGAGAUUACUGUUAAAGUAGACAGCUUGGAAGACAAAGCCACCAUCACUAUUCAGAUUGUUGAGCUGCCUGGUCCUCCUGCUAGCAUUAAGCUGGUGGACGCCUGGGGUUUCAACGCCGCUCUGGAAUGGACUCCUCCCAAGGACAAUGGGAAUGCAGAAAUCAGUGGAUAUACUGUUCAGAAGGCUGACAGGAAGACAGGGGAAUGGUUCACAGCUCUGGAACACUACCACAGACUAACUGUCACCAUCUCAGACCUCGUCAUGGGCAACUCUUACUCUUUCAGGGUCUUUUCUGAGAACCUCGUGGGCAGAAGUGAGGCAUGCGCCGUCACCAAGGAUGUGGCCAAAAUUCACAAGACAGGUAUCAACUACAAGCCUCCUGAGUACCAGGAACAUGACUUCUCUGAGGCUCCGAAGUUCACCACACCCCUCAUUGACCACGCUGCUACUGUAGGCUACAGCACCAAGCUGCUGUGUGCUGUUCGUGGAUGUCCUAAGCCUAAAAUCGAGUGGCUGAAGAACAAGAUGGUCAUUGGUGAUGACCCCAAGUUCCGUCAGAUAUCCAACCAAGGCAUUUGCUCCCUUGAGAUCCGAAAGCCCUCCAGCUUUGAUGGUGGUGUGUACACCUGCAGAGCCAAGAAUGAGCAGGGAGAGGCUAUUGUCUCCUGCAAGCUGGAGGUCAAACAGGUUCCUACUUCAGAAGAAAAGAGCAAAUAAACCAAUAUCCGAUCUUAAAGAGCGUAUGAGGAGGUCAGAGAUGAUGUUGCGGCUGGCUUUGCAGACGUAUGUGCAUAAUGAAGAAGCAGACAGAAAACAGACUCAUAUCUCUGUAUUUGUCUUCACUCACACAUGCUGAUUCCACCAAGAAACCAUCCCAGCCAAGUGUUGUACUGUAUGUUAUUUUAGUUGGUGACAUGUAUGUAAGGCAAGAUUUAUCAGCCUUGUUUUUGCCUAUGUCCAUGUGCUGAUUUCAGACAGUGAAUAUAUGGACAUGCUAUUGCAAUGAUUAUGUUUAAUAAAAACGGUAUUUUGUCACAUCA